This is a messenger RNA of Agrilus planipennis (emerald ash borer), 1625 nucleotides long. RefSeq names its product tryptophan--tRNA ligase, cytoplasmic. NCBI's taxonomy places the organism in Eukaryota, Metazoa, Arthropoda, Insecta, Coleoptera, Buprestidae. The record is from RefSeq and is a predicted model, not a curated record. Gene Ontology annotation, cellular component: cytoplasm. Gene Ontology annotation, biological process: tryptophanyl-tRNA aminoacylation. Gene Ontology annotation, molecular function: ATP binding; tryptophan-tRNA ligase activity. Bases 185 to 1402 code for a protein of 405 amino acids. The transcript is spliced from 3 exons.
UAUACGUCCAUGAGUGUAUCCACAGUGAAAGUAUGGUGUCAGUGUUAAUCAUUAUGUGAACGUAACCAUACUUUCGUAACCCUUGAAAGUCUGCUAAAGUUUCGUAUAUUACUGUUAACAGAUUGUCGAUUAUAAUAAGCGAAUAGUUAUAAAAUAAUUUAAUAGUCAUUACUGUUCUAAAAACAUGAACGGAAAAGAAUAUACUGAAAACAACAUAUUGAAGAAUGAGGUAGAGGAUGAUGUAGUGGACCCUUGGAAUGUUGUUAGUAAAUCGGAAACUGGUGUGGACUAUGAUAAGCUAUUAAAACGUUUUGGAAGUUCUAGAAUUGAUUCAGAACUAUUAGAACGCUUUGCAAUAGUUACUGGUAAACCCAACCACCAUUUCUUACGUAGAGGAAUUUUCUUUUCUCAUCGUGAUAUGAACAGUAUUUUAAAUAAUUUUGAGUCAGGAAAACCGUUUUAUUUGUAUACUGGCAGAGGUCCUUCCUCUUCUUCAAUGCAUUUAGGUCAUUUGAUUCCUUUUAUUUUUUGUAAAUGGUUGCAAGAUGUAUUUAAUGUUCCUUUAAUUAUUCAACUAACAGACGAUGAAAAAAGUCUAUGGAAGGAUAUAGAUAUAGAAGAAGCAAAUAAAUUAGCAUAUGAAAAUGCUAGAGAUAUUAUUGCGGUUGGAUUUGAUGUUGAAAAAACAUUCAUUUUUUCUGAUUUAGAAUAUAUAGGGCAAUGCCCUAAUUUCUAUAAAAAUAUGGUAAGGAUACAAAAAUGUGUCACCUUUAACCAAGUAAAGGGAAUAUUUGGAUUUGGUGAUAGUGAUGUGAUAGGGAAAAUUAGUUUUCCGGCUGUGCAGGCUACACCAUGUUUGUCUACCUCAUUUCCUCAUAUUUUUGAAAACAAAAAAAUUCCUUGUCUAAUACCAUGUGCUAUUGAUCAAGAUCCAUAUUUUCGCAUGACAAGAGAUGUUGCUCCUCGAAUAGGAUUUCAAAAGCCAGCUCUACUUCAUUCAGUUUUCUUUCCUGCUUUACAAGGUCCCAAAACUAAAAUGUCAGCCUCUGAUCCUAAUUCAACAAUUUUUUUAAACGAUACUCCAAAGCAACUUAAAAAUAAAAUUAAUAAACAUGCAUUUUCUGGAGGUAGAACUACAAUUGAAGAACACCGACAAUUUGGUGGUAAUUGUGAUAUUGAUGUCUCUUAUCAGUAUUUAAAAUUUUUCUUAGAAGAUGAUGAAAAAUUAGAACAAAUUCGUAAAGACUACUCAAGUGGGGCUUUGUUGACAGGAGAGCUUAAGAAGAUUCUCAUUGAAACUUUAACUCCAAUAUUACAGCAACAUCAGGAAAGGCGAAACAAAGUUACAGAUCAAGUUUUAAAACAAUUCAUGACACCACGAAAGUUAAACUAUAAUUUAUAAGGUGCAAUUUUUGUAUAAUAGGAUUCAGAUAAAUAUAAAUUUAUUUAUUUCUUUGGUUUAAAACAGCUAAAAUAUUUAUAAGUCCAUUGUUAUUUUAUCUUGUAAUUUUUAUACUUUAGGCACACUAAAACGUAAUUCAUACAAGUGCAAAUACAUUGGUUGAAAUAAUAUAAAGUAAUCUCAUUGAUUAAAAUUGAAUUAGUUAAAUAAAACAUGCAUUUUA